Messenger RNA from Rhodotorula graminis WP1, 1846 nucleotides. RefSeq lists its product as uncharacterized. NCBI's taxonomy places the organism in Eukaryota, Fungi, Basidiomycota, Microbotryomycetes, Sporidiobolales, Sporidiobolaceae. The record is from RefSeq and is a predicted model, not a curated record. The transcript has 6 exons. Gene Ontology annotation, molecular function: phosphatidylinositol-4-phosphate phosphatase activity. Gene Ontology annotation, biological process: phosphatidylinositol dephosphorylation. Bases 61 to 1818 code for a protein of 585 amino acids. Gene Ontology annotation, cellular component: endoplasmic reticulum.
GACAAGGACCUGCCGCUGUGGCGACUCGCCGACCGCCGCUACUGGUUCAACCGCCACCUAAUGACGCCGUUCGUCCAAGCCGGCCUGCACAGCUUCAUUCUCGUCCUCAUGCAGGGCUUCUGCGAGGAGAUCACGGUUCCGCUCCCGAUCCAGCCGUACCGCACGCUCUCGGGCCGCGAGCCCGACCCAGCGUCGCCGGCUUCCAUCGACCUCGACCUCAUCAUUAUCUCGCGUCGCUCGACUGAGCGCCCGGGUCUACGGUAUCAGCGUCGCGGCAUCGACGACGCCGGCCACGUCGCCAACUCUCGAGACCGGCAGCGACGCAUGCGCACAAGAUGCGCCAGGUCGCUCACUUGCGCCUCGCUCGCCGUCCCGGCUCUGCACCUCUUUUGGUCCCAGUCGCCGUACGCCCUCAAGCCGCCGCCUGUCCUCGAGCGCACGAAGGAGGAGAGCCGAGCGGCGAUGCGGCGGCACUUCGACGACCUCGUCGAGCGCUACGGGCCUGUCACGGUCAUCCAGCUCGCCGAGACGGACGGCAAGGAGGGCGUCGUCGUAAAGGCGUACAGGGAGGGUGUCGCGAGCCUGGGCCUCAAGGACGUUCGCUACCUCGACUGGGACUUUCAUAAGGCGACACGCGGCUUCCACUACGAGAACCUGAGCCAGCUCAUCGACCUCGUCUCGGACGACCUCGAGAACUUCUCGACCUUCUGGGCAACGCCCUCCACCGUCUACUCGACGCAAAGGGGCAUCAAUCGCAACAAUUGCGUGGAUAAUAUAGAUAGAACGGGCGUCAGCCAGGCCGCCGUGUCGCGUUGGGUCCUUCGCCGCCACCUCGUCCACCUCGGCCUGACGUCCGGCGAGGAGGCCGGCAUGCACGACGACCUCGACCUCGCCUUCAACACCUUGUGGGCCGACAACGGUGACGCCAUCAGUCGCGAGUACACCGGCUCGAGCGCUCUCAAGGGCGACUUUACUCGAACAGGCGUGCGCAAUUGGCGAGGCGCCGUCAACGACGCGAACAACUCGAUGGUCAGGCUCGUGCAGGGCACCGUUGCCGACUUCUUCAAGCAGGCCGCUCUCGACUACAUGCUCGGCGUCAACGUGCGCGCGUUCGAGGAGUUUUCGGCGCGCCUCGAGACGAGCGACCCGAGCGAGAUCCUCCGCCUCGGCAAGAUCCGCCAGGAGGCGAUCGACACGUCGUGCCGCGAGGUCCUGCCCGAGGGCGAGGUCAAGGUCGACGCCUGGACGCUCCUCUCGCCGUCGCCGGGCGACAGCAUCGUCCGCCCUCCCGCUCGUCGCGGCAAGUACGAGGAGAAGGUCGUCAUCCUGUCGAGCCGGGCCGUCCACGUCGUCAGCUACGAGUACACGCUCCAGAAGGUCUCGUCGGCGGUCCGCAUCCCGCUCGGCAGCAUCAAGGGCGUCCAGACGGGCGCCUACAUUCUGUCGUCGCUCGACGCCGCCGCUCGCGACCCGACCGAGAACUACGGGUUCCUCCUGCGGUUCGCCGACGAGGACGCGACUGAGCAGAUGCGCACCUACUCGCUGCGCACGACGCCCACCCGCAAGUCGUCGUCUGCCUCGUCAUCAUCGUCCGGCGGCCGGUCGAACCUCAAGCCGCUCAAGCUCGCCGCCGCCGACAAGUCGUCGCCCUCUUCUGCCUCGUCCGCUUCCCCUCUCGAGACGCACUUCUUCGCCUUCAAGGCCCUGCGGCGCGACGCGAUCCAGGAGAAGGACAUCAUCAGCGUCGCCGAGAGUCGGGCGUCGACGAGCAUCGUCGACAAGCUCACGCACUCGCUGGCGCGAACGAUCUGGGCGUAGCUCUCUGUUGAUCGAUGCCGUUUUCUCU